CUUACUUUUUUCAAUCAGGAGGGUCUUAUAGAGUAACUACGGAAGUGAUGACAUGGACAAAUCUGGAGAAGACCAUUAAAAAUGUUGCUCCAGGUGGACGUUACAUGCCCGGUGGCUGCACAUCUCAAUGGAAAGUUGCUAUUAUAGUUCCCUAUAGAGACAGGGAAAAUCAUCUGAAAAUGUUUGUUAAAAAUAUGCACCCGUUUCUACAACAACAACAGAUUUAUUAUGGAAUAUUCGUAAUAGAAAUGCCUCCUGGACUUGCUUUUAACAGAGGUCUAUUAAUGAAUGUCGGGUUUAAAGAAUCGAGCAGGAUACAUAACUACAACUGUUUUAUUUUCCACGACGUUGAUCUUCUACCAGAACACAUUGGCAACAUUUACAAAUGUGGUGAUUUUCCCAAACAUAUGGCAUCUGCAAUUGACACAAGAAACUAUAAAGUUUACUACAAACACUCCUUCGGUGGAGUUAAUGCAUUUACAAGAGAACAGUUUAUACGGGUCAAUGGGUUUUCAACCGUUUACUUUGGUUGGGGCAGGGAAGAUGACGAUCUGUAUCAAAGGUGUUUGCACGCAAAUUUAACUAUGCAAAGGUUGCCAGUGAGAAUUGGACGUUACAAGAAUUUGACUCACCCGAGGGCAACUCUCGCGGAAAGAAAUUCCGAGUUGUACAAAACAAGGGAGGAUAGAUAUGUUUCAGAUGGAAUAAGUAAUUUAACUUAUAAAAGGAUAAAACUUGAAAUUAGACCUCUUUACACGUGGAUUUUAAUAGGGAUUUGAUUCCGGUAUAUGUAAUGACAAUGGUGGUAAUAAAGUUUGAGACAAUGCCUUAAACUCAUCGGCUAUUAAUUAUAAUAACCGAAGUUUGACGGAAAAGGCCGAGAAGAUGCGAUUGUGUCUGAAAUUUAGCGAAACAUGAUGAGACAAUACAAAGAACGUGGCAUUCAAAUCUUUUAUAUAAAAUUACAAAAUAUUUUAUUUUACAAAGGUAAUGAAGAUAAUUUUCAUAAACUUUGCGUAAUUUCAUGUUGAAAAAAAAUCGACUUUUUGAGUUUUCUAGCCCUGAAAAGUUUUUUUCUGGCUCUUUAAGGUACCUUAUUUACCUUAUUUUCUAAGUACCUAUGGAAUCCUAUUUAGAUACACUGUAUUUAUUUGUUCCGAUAUAUUAAUAAUAGAUUUUUCAAAAACUGUUGAAAAUUGACACGCUUCAAUUGUAUUUAUGCAUUCCUUCUAUGAGUUCGUGGCCGAGUGAUUUGGGUCGUUGACUUCGGGCCA
Molecule: messenger RNA, 1274 nt
Organism: Ruditapes philippinarum (Manila clam)
Lineage: Eukaryota; Metazoa; Mollusca; Bivalvia; Venerida; Veneridae
Product: beta-1,4-N-acetylgalactosaminyltransferase bre-4-like
Exons: 5
Coding region: 48-779 (243 amino acids)
Biological process (GO): glycosphingolipid biosynthetic process; carbohydrate metabolic process
Molecular function (GO): N-acetyl-beta-glucosaminyl-derivative 4-beta-N-acetylgalactosaminyltransferase activity
Source: RefSeq, a predicted model, not a curated record